GAAACUAAUAAAAUAAAUAGCGUAUGUGACGCACGUAAAGACGUGAAGAACUAUGGCGCAUGUUCAGAAGCAAACGGGUCUGUGGAUCUUGAAGGAAAUAAGGCUAGUUGUGCACUUAAAGAAAAUACUAUUAGGAACGGACGUAAAGGAUCAAAUUGGGCAGCUUACAUGAAUAUAGUAUGCGUAGUGGCCGGAUCAGGAACUCUCGGUAUUCCAUAUGCUAUUCAACAAGGGGGAUGGAUAUCGUUGAUACUUCUGAUUCUUUCCGCAUCUAUGUCUAGAUAUACAAGUAUUAAAUUGAUCGAUUGUUUAUAUUGCAAUGGUAUACGCAACAAAACUUCAGUAUCGGAUAUAGCAUAUAGCGCGUUUGGUAAUAUUGGAUUGUUUGUGGUUGGUUUUUUUUACAACGCAAUAAGUUUAGGAUGUCCAAUCCUUUAUCUUGUUCUCUCUGGAGAUAAUCUACAAACAUUGUUCAGUAAUUAUGGAAUCGAUUUAGGAAUGCAAACAUGGGUGUGUAUCUGUGCUUGCACCAUGUGUAUACCAUUCAUUUUUCUAAAGACAAUGAAGGAAACUGCUUGGCUAAGCAUAUUUGGAGUAGCGACAACAAUGUUUGUUGUAUUGGUUGUGUUUGUAAUGUCUAUCAUUGAUUAUCCAAAUAAUACAAACAAUCCUCAUGAUUUUGUUAACUAUCGAAACCUUCCCAUCGCAUUAUCAACAUUCUUUUUUAGUUUUGGGGGUAAUGUUGUUUACCCUCAUAUUGAAGACAGCAUGGAAAAUCCAAAAGCAUGGUCACAAGUAGUUAGCUCUGCUAAAUUUACAAUUACAAUUAUGUACUUUUUAAUUGGUAUUCCCGCCUACUUAACUUAUGGUCGAAACACAAUGUCACCUAUAUAUUUCAGUCUACCACCUGGUUUCGUAGUUGAUGUUACUAUGAUAAUGAUUACAAUACAUGUUCUUCUUGCUCUUCCUGUUUAUCAAACAGCUUUUUCUUUAGAAUUAGAAAAUCAUCUUGGUAUAAAUUCAAGUUUAAGAAAUGAAUCUCUUGAAUUUAUUUUACGUUCAAUUCUUCGUUUAACUAUUGUAAUUUUUACUAUAUAUAUUGCAAUAACUGUACCAUAUUUUACUAAUAUUAUGUCACUUUUAGGUGCUUUAGGUAAUGGAGUUUUAUUAAUGGUUAUGCCAAUGUUGGUUUGGAUAAAAUUAAAUGGUUGGAAUAAGCUUGGAUGUUUAGCUGAAAAACUUUGGGUUAUUUUUAUUUUAAUUUUUGCCCUUUUCGGUGCUAUUAUUGGUACUUGGGAUGCUUUAAAUGCUUUAUCAACAGAAAUGAACGGAAAUUGA
Scutellospora calospora is the source of this 1338-nucleotide messenger RNA. NCBI's taxonomy places the organism in Eukaryota, Fungi, Glomeromycota, Glomeromycetes, Diversisporales, Gigasporaceae. The record is from the annotation of a GenBank genome assembly.